Molecule: messenger RNA, 5689 nt
Organism: Blepharisma stoltei
Lineage: Eukaryota; Ciliophora; Heterotrichea; Heterotrichida; Blepharismidae
Source: the annotation of a GenBank genome assembly
AUGUCAGCGAAGUUCAUAAUCGCCUUGUGCUUACUAGCAUUGGCAAAUACAGCUCAAGGAUUGAAAACAAACAAUAAAUUACAAGCUUUAAAUGCUCCCUCUGUAUUUUUAGAAGUUUCACAAGAUACAGUUUCUGAUGAGUCUGCUUACACUAGUGAAAGCUCUAAUAGUGCGGAUGAAAUUUCAACAACUGAUGAAACUACGGAGAGUGAUGGGACUGCUGAAGAUAGCGGAGCAACUGAAGAAGAAUCCACAAGCGAUGAGUCAACCUCAUCUGCAGAUGAGAGCACUGAGGAAUCUUCAUCAUCAAAUGAAGAAAAUGGAAAUGAUGAAGGUACAAGCACCGAUGAAAGCGAAGAAACAUCAACAGAAGAGGAAGCUGAUGAAGCUAAUACAACUGAAGAAGAAUCUACAAGUUCAGAAUCUUCAGAAGAAUCAAGUGAUAGUUCAUCUGAAGAGACAGAGACAACUGAUGAAACUAGUACAACUGAAGAAGAAACCAGUUCAUCAGACGAGAGCACUACCGAAGAAUAUUCAGAAACAUCAACUGAUAGCGAAGAAUCUUCAUCAAGCGAUUCAAGCGAUCAAGCAACUGAAGAAGAGUCCUCUGAGACUGAAAGUACUGAAUCAAGCUCAACUGAAGAAGAAAGCUCAUUAAGUGAGACAUCUGAGGAAACAGCCACAGAUGAGACUGAUGAAUCUACUGAGGAAACUACGACAGAUGAGACUACCACUGAGGAAUCUUCAUCUGAAAGUGCAUCCACUGAAGAGUCAACAACAUCUAGUGAAGGUGAUGAAACAGCGGAAGAAUCUAGCGAAAGCACUGAAAAUGCGUCGACUGAAGAUGCAUCGGAUGAAUAUUAUACUGAAAGUUAUUUAAGCGAAACCGAUUCCACUCAAACUGAAGAGUCAAGUGAAACAGAAUCUACUGAAGAAGCAACUAGUGAAGAAGAGUCUACUGAAGAUGCUGAAACCUCCUCAAGUGAUGAAACAGAAGAGUCUACUGAAGAUGCUGAAAGCUCUUCAAGUGAUGAAACAGAAGAAUCUUCUGAAGAAGCCUCAAGUGAUGAGACAACAACUGAAAGCUCCUCAAGUGAUGAGGGAAGUACUGAUUCUAGCGAGACAGACAGUACUGAAGAAAGUUCCAGCGAAGAAACUUCAGAAUCAAGUGAUGAGGCAACAGAAAGUGAAGAAAGCUCAAGCGAAGAGACAGCAUCAGAAGAGACGAGUGAAUCAGAAACCGCUGAAGAUACCUCAAACGAGGAGGAAACUUCUGAAUCAAAUGAAUCAGAAAAUAGCGAAGAAACUUCAAGUGAGGAUGAAACUGCAGAAGCUAGCGAAUCUGAUAGUGCUGAAAACUCUUCUAGUAGUGAGGAAACAGCUGAGGAGUCAAGCGAAUCUGAAUCCUCUGAAAGCUCUUAUAGUGAGGAAACAACUGAGGAGUCAAGCGAAUCUGAGUCUUCUGAAAGCGCAAGCGAUGAAGAAACAAGUGAAGAAGCUAGUGAGGAUGCUGAAAGCUCUUCAAGUGAGUCAAGCGAAACUGAAGAAUCAUCUAGUGAUGAAGAAACCACUGAAUCAAGCGAAUCUGAGUCGACAGAAACUACCUCAAGCGAAGAAUCAAGUGAGUCAGAGUAUGUUGAAAGUUCCUCUACUGAUGAGACAACUACUGAGUCCAGUGAAGAAACGGAAACCAGUACAGAGGAAUCAAGUGAAGAAGCUGAAACCACUGAUGAGGAAUCAAGUGAGGAAGCUGAAACCACUGAUGAGGAAUCAAGUGAGGAAGCUGAAACCACUGAUGAGGAAUCAAGCGAGGAAGCUGAAACCACUGAAGCAAGUGAAGAAGACUCUAGUGAUGAGACAACUACUGAGUCCAGUGGAGCAGAGGAGUCAAGUGAAGAAACUGAAGCCACCGAUCAGGAAUCAAGCGAAGAAACUUCAAGCGAUGAAACUUCUAGCGAAGAAACUUCAAGCGAUGAAACUUCUAGCGAAGAAGCAUCAAGUGAAGAAGCAUCUAGUGAAGAAACCUCUAGCGAAGAAACCUCUAGCGAAGAAACUUCUACUGAAGAAACAUCUAGUGACGAAGCUUCUAGUGAAGAAACAUCUAGCGACGAAGCCUCUAGCGAAGAAACUUCUAGCGAAGAGACUUCUAGUGAAGAAACUGAAGCUACUGAUGAGGAAUCAAGCGAAGAAACCUCGAGUGAAGAAACUGAAGCUACUGAUGAGGAAUCAAGCGAAGAAACUUCUAGUGAAGAUACUUCUAGCGAAGAAACCUCAAGUGAAGAGAUAUCCAGCGAAGAAACUUCUAGUGAAGAAACUGAAGCUACUGAUGAGGAUUCAAGCGAAGAAACUUCAAGUGAAGACACAUCUAGUGAAGAAACCUCUAGUGAAGAAACAUCGAGUGAAGAGAGCUCUAGCGAAGAAACUUCUAGUGAAGAAACAUCUAGUGAAGAAACCUCUAGUGAAGAAACCUCUAGUGAAGAAACUUCUAGCGAAGAAGCUUCAAGUGAAGAAACCUCUAGUGAAGAAACCUCCAGUGAAGAAACAUCUAGUGAAGAAACAUCGAGUGAAGAAACCUCUAGCGAAGAAACUUCUAAUGAAGAAACCUCUAGCGAAGAAACCUCUAGUGAAGGUGCUUCUAGUGACGAAGCCUCUAGUGAAGAAACUGAAGCUACUGAUGAGGAAUCAAGCGAAGAAACCUCGAGUGAAGAAACAUCAAGCGAAGAAACUUCUAGCGAAGAAACAUCAAGUGAAGAAGCAUCUAGUGAGGAAACCUCUAGCGAAGAAACUUCUAGUGAAGAAACCUCAAGUGAAGAAACUUCUAGUGAAGAAGCCUCUAGCGAAGAAACUUCUAGUGAAGAAACUUCAAGUGAAGACACAUCUAGUGAAGAAACCUCCAGCGAAGAGACCUCUAGUGAAGAAACGUCAAGUGAAGACACAUCUAGUGAAGAAACCUCCAGCGAAGAGACCUCUAGCGAAGAAGCUUCAAGUGAAGAAACCUCUAGUGAAGAAACCUCCAGUGAAGAAACCUCUAGCGAAGAAGCUUCUAGUGAAGAAACCUCUAGUGAAGAAACCUCUAGCGAAGAAACUUCUACUGAAGAAACCUCUAGCGAAGAAACCUCUAGUGAAGAAACCUCUAGCGAAGAAACUUCUACUGAAGAAACUUCUAGUGAAGAAACCUCUAGUGAAGAAACCUCUAGCGAAGAAACUUCUAGUGAUGAGACAGCUACUGAGUCCAGCGAAGAGGAGUCAAGUCAAGAAACUGAAACAACUGGUGAGGAAUCAAGUGAAGAUACCUCUAGCGAUGAGGAAACUACCGAAUCAAGCGAAGGUGAAACAACCGAGGAGGAAUCAAGUGAAGAAAGCUCCAGCGAUGAAGCAGCUACUGAGUCAAGUGAAGAGUCCUCAAGCGAAGAAACUUCUAGCGAUGAGGCAGCAACUGAAGAAUCUACUGAGUCAGAAAAUGAAGAAGGCUCAAGCGAUGAAGCAUCAUCUGACUCACCCCUUGAAAGACAAGUAAUUUUUUGUAAAAUAUUUAUAUUCACAAUUUUAAUAUUUCACAUUAUUAUAAUUUCCUAAAAAUUAGGAUUUUCACUGUAUUUUGACCUCUAUUAAAAUGGGGAGUGAGGAAUCAAGUGAAUCAGAAUCCUCUGAAAAUACUGAUGAAGCUUCAAGUGAUGAAGAAUCAACCGACGAAACUAGAGAGAACGUAGAAAGCUCUUCGAGCGAGUCAACUGAAACUGAAUACAGUGAAGAUUCAUAUACUGAAGUAGUAGCAACUGAAUACAGUGAAUCAGAAUCCAGCGAGUCAGAAUCAAGUGAAGAAGCAUCCAGCGACGAGACAGAAACUCAAGAAACAAGCCAAUCAGAAGAGACAAGUGAUGAGGCAACAUCUGAAGAAUCAAGUGAAUCAGAAAAUACAGAAGAAAGCUCUAGCGAUGAAGCAUCAUCUGAAGAAUCUAGCGAAUCAGAGUACACUGAAGAAACCUCUAGCGAUGAGGCCUCUUCAGAAUCCAGCACAUCAGAGUAUAGUGAGGAUACAACUGAAUCCACUGAAGUUGAAUAUACUGAAGAAUAUUAUACUGAAGCAACAGAGUCAGAAUCUAGCGAAGAGGCAACCACUGAUGAAGAAACAACUGAAGAUUCUAGCGAAUCAACUGAGGAUACUUCAAGCACUGAGGAAGCAGAGGCAGUAGAUGAAUCGACCGAGAGUGAAAGUGCUGACGAAGCUUCGAGCGAAACAAGUGAAGAAUCAUCUGAAUCUUCUAGCGAAUCAAGUGAAACUGAAUAUAGUGAAGACUCAACUAGUGCAGAAGAAACAACUGAAUCCAGCGAAUCUGAGUACACAGAAACUAGCUCAAGCGAUGAAGCUAGCACUGAAGAAUCCAGUGAAGAGGCUUCCAGCGAAGAUGGAGCCACGGAAUCCGGUGAAUCUGAGUACGUAGAAAGUUCUUCUAGUGAAGAAGAAACUAGUGAAACAGAGUCAAGCGAAGAAACUUAUAGUGAAACAACAGAGUCUAGUGAAACUUCAUCAACUGAAACUUCUUCAACUGAAACAGAAGAAGCUGAAUCCGAGUAUACUGAGGAAUCCGAAAGUGAAGAGGACACUGUUGAGUCAAGCGAAUCUGAGUAUGCUGAAGAUUCUAGCAGCGAUGAGGAAACAAGCGAGGAGUCUAGUGAGUCAGAGUCUACUGAAAGUUCCUCAAGUGAAGAAGAGGAUACAGAAAGCGAGGAGUCUACAGAAAGUUCAUACAGUGAAAGUGUUUCAACAUCUGGAACUACAACCGAUGGUGAUAGGAUUUACUCAAAUGAAGAUUUAGACGAAACCAUUGAGUUCUAUGAAGAAAUCUACGAAGACAUGGACGAAGGUGACACUGUCACAAUUGACGGUACAACUUACACUUAUGAAGAUAUCGACGAGAUCAUUGAAAAAUACAAGGAAGCCGAAGAUGAGCUUGAAGAAGACGAAUAUUACGUCGUUGACUCCGAAACAGGAACAACCUACAUCAUUGAUGAAGACGAAUAUGAAUCUGUCACCACUGGGUCCUAUUAUCAAGACACCGCUGAAGUUAGCAGUGACAGCGAAGUCACAUAUAACUAUGCAGAUGACGAAGACGAAGAUAGCGAUGACACUGAAGUAGACGUAGAAGCUUAUGAAAGCUCUGAAAUUUACGAUGAAAGUGAAGGCGAAACAUCUAGUGAAAGCGAAUCAGACUCUACUGAAAGCGAGUCAGAUACAACUGAAAGCGAGUCAGAAAGCACUGAGUCUGUGGAAUAUGACUAUGAAAGCUACUAUGAAGAAGACGAAGACGAUUAUGAUGAAGUUGACCAAGACGAGGUAGAAGACUUAAAUGAGCAUUAUUAUGAAGCUGUAGAUCAAGCCGAAACUGGAGUUAUUAUUGCCACAGAAGAUGAUGUAGAAGAUGUAGAAGACGAUCUUGAAGACGUUGAAAGUGAGCUAGAAGAUGCAGAGCCAGGAACCACUGUAACUGUAGGAAAUUAUGAACUUGACUACGAAGAUGUCAAAGUAUUGCAAACCCAAGCAGAAAAUGUCAAUGAAAAAAUAGAUGAAGAUGAUUAUGAAUCUGUUAGCUAUGAUAUAGACACAGAAACUGUGUCUUACAAUGAUGAAGAUGAAACAGAAGCACUGUAUGAAGAACAAGAUGAAUAUUAUGAAAGCCAAGAAUCAUAA